Molecule: messenger RNA, 4318 nt
Organism: Procambarus clarkii (red swamp crayfish)
Lineage: Eukaryota; Metazoa; Arthropoda; Malacostraca; Decapoda; Cambaridae
Source: RefSeq, a predicted model, not a curated record
AACGUGAGCGGUUGUUAAGGAAGGUGUCGGAGCGGGCAGCAGCGUUGUAUCCUUAAGGGAGCCACAAGCGCCUCACAAGCAGAUUACUACACAAUGUCGCGAGAUAGCAGGCGCAGGAGGUCUCGUAGCCGUUCUCGGACUCCAGACCGCAGAAGAUCACGAUCCCGAGACAGGGAUAGGGAUAGAGAUAGAGACAGGGAUCGAGGCAGAUCCCGUCGAUCCCGAUCCAGAGACCGCCACAGGUCACGCAGCAGAGAGAGGAGGAGGUCAAGAUCCCGUGAUAGACGCUCAAGAUCAAGAGACAGAUCGAGAUCUCGAGAAAGAGAUAGGGAUAGGAGGUCAAGAUCUCGUGAUAGAGACAGGAAGAGGAGUAGGAGCAGAUCACGAGACAGAGACAGAAAGAGGAGCAAGAGGAGCAAGUCACACUCUCCAGCCAAAGUCAAACCUGUCGCCCAUCCUCCAAAGCCUCAAGAACCAUUGCCUGCAGAACCCAAGGAUGAGGAGGAGACGGGUCUUGACUUUGAUCCCUCCAAAGUAGAUAAGGAAGAGGCAGAAAAACGCCUUGAAGCUGAAAUGCAAAAAAGAAGAGAGCGUAUUGAGAAGUGGAGAGCAGAGAAAAAGAAACGGGAAUUGGAAGCAGCCAAGAAGGAAGCAGAGAAAGGAACGUUAGGAGCCAAUGUGCCAAAAGUCUCAAUAAAAGCCUGGAGUCUAGAGGAUGAUGAGGAAGAGGAAGAAGGCGAGAACAAAGAGGGUGAUGGUAAACCGGAAGAGGAAGAUGAAGUUGACCCACUCGAUGCAUUUAUGUCAGGCAUUCAGGAAGAAGUUCGAAAAAUAAAUCGUGUAGACAUUCGAGGAGGUGUGAGACGUGGAGUGAAAACAAGUGUAUUUGGAAAUGAAGCUGGGGGAAUGAAGAAGCCAGUUAUUAUUGUAGGAAUGGCAAAGAAAGUUAAUGCUAAGAAGAAAGGAGAGUUAAUGGAACAAAACCAAGAUGCAUUAGAAUAUUCAUCUGAGGAAGAGGGAGAAGAUCUCAAAGACACCAUGGCAAGCAUCAACUCUAAAGGAAAGAAGGAGUUGGUGAAGGUUGACCACACAACCAUCGAUUAUGUGCCCUUCAGGAAGGACUUCUAUGUGGAAGUGCCAGAGAUUGCAAAUAUGAGCAAAGAGGAUGUGGACGCAUACAGAGCGGAGUUGGAAGGCAUCAAGGUGAAAGGUCAGGGAUGUCCCAAACCAAUCAAAACCUGGGCUCAGUGUGGAGUGAGUAAGAGGAUCCUGGAUGUGCUGAAGAAGAGUAAUUAUGAGAAACCAACACCAAUUCAAGUGCAGGCUAUACCCGCAAUCAUGAAAGGAAGGGAUGUUAUUGGAAUUGCCAAGACUGGAUCAGGAAAAACUCUGGCAUUUCUUUUGCCAAUGUUUCGUCAUAUUGUGGAUCAACCGCCUUUAGAGGACACAGAUGGCCCUAUUGCCAUUAUUAUGACACCAACACGAGAGCUCUGCAUGCAAAUUGGUAAAGAAUGUAAAAAAUUUGCAAAAAACAAUUUGAGAGUAUGCUGUGUCUAUGGUGGUACAGGAAUAUCCGAGCAAAUAGCUGAGCUCAAAAGAGGAGCUGAAAUCAUUGUGUGUACUCCUGGACGAAUGAUUGACAUGUUAGCUGCAAAUGGUGGAAGAGUCACCAAUCUUCGCAGAGUCACGUAUGUUGUACUAGAUGAAGCUGAUCGUAUGUUUGACUUGGGAUUUGAGCCACAGGUAAUGAGAAUAAUAGAAAAUAUUCAGCCAGCCCGUCAGACGGUCAUGUUUUCAGCCACAUUCCCACGACAAGUAGAAGCUCUAGCUAAAAAAAUACUUACAAAACCGAUUGAAAUCAUGGUUGGAGGAAGAUCUGUUGUGUGCAGAGAUGUCACACAGGAGGUUGUCCUUCUUGACGAAGAUCAGAAAUUCCUGAAGUUAUUAGAGAUCCUUGGCCAGUUUUAUGAGCGUGGUCAGACAAUUGUCUUUGUUGAUAAGCAAGAAAAUGCUGACUCUUUGUUUAAGGACUUGCUCAGCCAUUCAUACCGGGCUUUAGUUCUUCAUGGAGGAGUAGACCAAAUAGAUCGAGAUAGUACAAUGUUGGAUUUCAAAGCUGGAAGAGUACCCAUCAUGGUGGCUACUUCGGUUGCUGCUCGAGGUCUGGACGUCAAACAGCUUAUUUUGGUGGUCAACUUUGAUUGCCCCAAUCAUUAUGAGGAUUAUGUUCAUAGGUGUGGUCGUACUGGCCGUGCUGGCAACAAAGGGUGGGCUUAUACCUUCCUAACUCAAGAUCAGCCUCGUUAUGCAGGAGAAAUUAUUCGUGCCAUGGAAUUGUCUGAGACCCCAGUUCCUACUGAUCUUCAAAAAUUCUAUGAUGAAUAUAAGCAGAAAAUGGAAGGAGAGGGGAAAAAAGUGAAAACCGGCGGGGGUUUCCAUGGCAAAGGCUACAAGUUUGAUGAAUCUGAGGCAAACUUUGCCUCGGAGAAGAAGAAAUUUGAAAAAGCUGCCCUGGGUCUUGCCGACUCUGAUGACGAGGACAUUGAGCAGGACAUUGACCAGCAGAUUGAGAGUAUGCUAAACACAAAGAGGACAGUCAAGGAAAUUAAGGUGGCUUUCACAUUUCGACAGGCUCCUGACGUGUCUUCAACGCAAGGGGAUAGCAUGUCGGGCAUCUCCCUCGGUGGUCCUUCUGCCUCCGACAAGUUGGAACUGGCUCGUAAAUUGGCUCAGCGCAUCAAUCUUCAACAUAACAUUGGCAAGGAGGCCAAAGGUGCCAGUCAGCAGGCUGCAGAGUUUAUUCUCAAGGGCGGAGCAGCUAUGCAACCCACCAUAUCUGCCAAGACUGUUGCAGAACAGAUGGCACAAAAAUUGAAUAAUAAGUUGAACUAUCAGCCCCGUGAUGAUCAAGAGGAGGAGGAAGAGACUGCAGAAGAGACUCAUCACAAGUAUGAGGAAGAACUUGAAAUUAAUGACUUCCCACAGCAAGCUAGGUGGCGAGUAACGAGUAAGGAAGCUCUGGCCCAAAUCUCUGAAUAUUCCGAAGCUGGAAUAACAGUAAGAGGAACAUUCUGUCCAGCGGGUAAAAAUCCGCCCGAAGGGGAGCGCAAACUCUUCUUAGCUAUUGAAUCUACAUCCGAGUUAGCUGUGUCUAAAGCGAAAGCUGAAAUCAUUCGAUUAAUACGUGAAGAACUUGUGAAACUGAGAACUAGUGCAGGUCCUGUAAAGGCUCAAGGAAGAUACAAGGUUCUUUAGGAAGGCCUCUGCUCUUCUGAAAGUAUUCCUGCAAAAUUGAUAUGAUUACACAGUAUAUAAAUAUAUGCAGCGUUAGUGAAAAUUUAUUGUUAGGAAGGACAUAAAGAUGCAAUUAAUUUGCCUAAAUUGUAUAUUUUGGCAGCUCCAAAUAAGGUACAGUAUAACUUUACAGUGUACAGUACUUCGAAAUUUAAUUAGUAAUGGAGUUUCUCACAUGUUGAAUUUUCUUUUUUCUUUCAAGCUUUUCCUACCUGCAUGAUAUUUGGCUCUUAUUUGGAGCUGAAACUAGUUCAGUUCAGUAGAGAUACGAGGACGGAUUAAAUAAUUUGCUCCAGUAAUUUUGGAUGAUGUAAGUUCCUUUUAUUUAUAUAUUUUCAUUUGAUUAUAAAGCAUAUAAUUUUUGUAUCAAGAUGUAUAUUCUGGUACCAAUAUCUCAUAAACUGCGAGUUAAUUUGUGUAUUUAUUAUUUUUAAUUUCAUCUCGAGAAUGUCUUAAACAAGUUUUCUACCUUCUCUCAUGUCACUUUAGUCUUAUUUAUUAAGUACCUGGAGAGCCGGGCCAUUGUCUUUUUCUUAUAUUAAAUGCAAGACGUGUUAAGAAAUUUUAAACCAUGUUUAAAUUAAGCUUACCUAUUAAAACUAAAGGGCAUAAAUGAUCUUUGAAGUAAGGAAGCAUUGGCUAAUGAAGGGAUAUUACAGGUAAAACCCAUUGCCUUCUCCUAAAUCAUACUGCCAGCAAAGCCUUAGCCUUGACUUUCAGUGACUGAAAAUCAUAUUGGUUUCAUAUUUGGUAUGAAAUUUUUAUAUUUAUUUCUUCAUUCUGAGUUUUUUACUAGGCAAAUUUCAUGGCACCAUGGAUAGUAUACUAGCAUUACACAGUUUUAUCUAAGAAUAGAUAUUUCAAAUAUGUAUGCUAUAAUUGUGUAAUACUGUAUAUAAUUAACCCUUGGGCAGCGACUAUUAGAAAAUGGUCAUGCCUGCUUAUGCGCAAUAUACAGUAUAAUAUAUAUAUAUAUAUAUAUAUAUAUAUAAUAUAUAUGUUAUCUAGCAGUAAAUAGGUACCU